Molecule: messenger RNA, 457 nt
Organism: Prorocentrum cordatum
Lineage: Eukaryota; Dinophyceae; Prorocentrales; Prorocentraceae
Source: the annotation of a GenBank genome assembly
GUAAGCCCGCGCGAGAAGGUGAAGAUGGAGGAGAUAGAGGCGGCAGCUGCUGGCUCUGAGCCGCCUGCCGUGGCGGUGAACGGGGACAAAAUGACGCAGGGCCCGGCACAGGUCUCCAAGCUGAGGCAGCGCCUCGCACAGCUGAGGCAGGCCGAACGCGAGCGUCUGGAGGGCGACCAGCCGGAGGAGCCACGGCGGCGGCUGGACGCCAAGGGCGAGCAGCACCACCCGGGGCCGCAGCGCCGGCCGGAGGCCUCCCGCCCCAGCUGGCGCGCGGACCACCGCAGCGCCGGCCGCAGCAGCACUGGCCAUGGCGGCAGGCGCCCCAAGCGCCGGAGCCCCAGUGCCUCGGAGACGCCGCCGCUGCUGCCGGAACCCUCCCCAGAGCCCCGGAGCCCUUCGCAGGCGGCCGAGGCCGGCCCCCGGAAGCGGCGCCGCCGGCGCGGGCAGGAGGGCG